GCUGGACAAAACCUUCACUUGUACGUGACUGCUUUCGAUGGGCAACUCCUUGCGAAGACGGAAGUUAACGUAAACAUUUUGAAUGAGUCAUUGCGUUAUAACCCUUCGAAAUCCAAUAGACCUCCAUUUUCCCUCGGCCAGAAUGCGAAUAUAUUCAAAUAUCCCGGAGUUCUUCCACCGAAACCACCUCCACUUCCUCCAUCACUGCCUGAUUACACCAAUAAUCCCCCUCCCGAAAUAUCUAAUAAUCCCUAUAUACAACGGCAGCAUAUUUUCCAACAAAAAACUUAUCCAGAACAAAAUACCAGAAAACCUGAGAGAAAAUCUGACAAAAAUGUAGCAACCAUUCUCAAACCUGUGGAAAUUGAGAAAGAGGUUGACAAUAAUUUGUCGGAGAAGACUGAAAGUAUCACUAAUACUCAGAAACCCACAACUGCCAGGCCAGUAAAUAAAGACAUAGAAUCAACAAAUGAAUUGUUAGCAGUUGAUCAGUCAGUUAAGUCUCUUCCAGAAUUAACUGCUACAGUUAUACCUAUAGCGUCAGUGUUUGCAGUAUUUUUAACAGUCGGAGUUAUCGCCAUGGUGUUCAGGAAAAAAAUAUACUUAGGAAAGCCCAAAGAUUCUAAGGAAGAUAUGAGAAAAGAAUCGUCAGGAGGAAUAGUUCUCCGUGAGAGUCCAGGAUUAAACCUUCAGGAAUGGAGAGGAGUAAGAGCGUUCAGUAAUCGUUAUGAACCAUGGCAGAAUGACUCAAAUCAUACUCAGCUGGACAAUCAAGAAUCUAUUGAAAUAAAAAAUAUUGAUCAAUGGGAAUUUCCAAGACAUCGUUUGAAAUUUUUCAACAUAUUAGGAGAAGGGGCAUUCGGUCAAGUUUGGAAAUGUGAGGCUGUAGAUUUAGACGGGAAAGAUAGCGGUGUUUCUGUGGUCGCUGUAAAGACCCUUAAAGAAAACGCCAACGAAAAGGAAAGAUCGGAUCUUAUCUCUGAACUUCAAGUUAUGAAAAUGCUUGACCCACACCCAAAUGUUGUAAGGCUGCUCGGCUGUUGCUCGGAUAAAGAACCAAUAUUUCUCAUUAUGGAGUACAUAACUAAAGGAAAACUACAAAGUUACUUGCGAAAUUCUAGAGCAGAAAGGUAUUAUAACAAUAUGCAUGGACACAGCAAGUCCCUAACGUCACAGGAUUUGACUUCGUUUGUACACCAGGUAGCCAAAGGCAUGGAAUUCCUUUCAAAAAAUGGAAUUAUACACAGGGACCUAGCAGCGAGAAACAUUCUUAUUACAGAAGACCAUACGUGCAAAGUAGCUGAUUUUGGGUUUGCAAGAGACGUUAUUGCUUCGCACAUUUACGAAAGGAAAAGUGAAGGGCGUUUACCAAUAAGGUGGAUGGCACCUGAGUCACUCUACGAUAAUAUUUUUUCUGUAAAGUCUGAUGUAUGGAGUUUUGGUGUGCUGAUAUGGGAAGUCGUCACUUUGGGAAGUACGCCUUAUCCUGGAAUGUCUGCAGCUGAUGUUAUGAAGAAGGUGAGAGAUGGAUAUCGCCUUGAUAAACCAGAACAUUGCAGAAGAGAGUUGUACAACAUAAUGUACUACUGUUGGGAUAAGGAUCCCAAACAAAGACCAUCUUUCACGGAAUGUGUUGAACUAUUGGAAAAACUUCUAAUGACUGAGACAGACUACAUUGAGCUGGAACGGUUUCCGGAUCACUCCUACUACAAUAUGAUGAGCUUAAGUGGCGAAAAACUAUAAACAUUCGUUUCGUAACAUUUGUUCCUUUUGUGUAUAUUAAGAAAUUGGUAGUGUUGCUAUUUAUUUAAAUAAGUAUUAUGUAGGGCUAGACUAGCUAAAACGCAAAUGUUUUAUUUUGCCUCUUAGACAAGGCUAUUGUAUAACUGUGAUAAUGUAAACUGGAUAGGAAGGUAAUGUAUAGGGUACAAAUCUAGAAGAUAUUGCUAAAUUGUUUAUCAAAGUUUAAUGCCACUAAAAUUGUUUUAGUUUCCAUAUAGGCUUCUAGAUUUUCCAGUCGUGUUGAUAUUGCAAUAAUAUAUUUGAAUAUUUCGUCUUGGUUAGUACUGACGAAUUAAUAUUCAUUUCGUUUCUACGACAACUUUAUGCUAUGCUUUUUGAUCCUUUUCUAGCCUCUUUAUUUAUUUCGUAUUUUUGAUCCCUUUGUUUACCAAUCUCCUUUCCACGAAUUUUUUCCUAAUGUUCCUCUUUUCCGUCUAUUGCUGUUUCAGAAGUAUUGACUUCUGUUCUCAUAUUUUGUCCAUAACAUUAAAACCUUCUAUUUUAUAAACCAAAAUGAUAUAUUUUGGUUUAUUAUAUCUAUUCCCAUUUAUUUUUCUAACCCAAUUUGCUUCUCCUCGUUAUUCUUCUCAGAUGUACAGGGUGAUUCAGAACUUAUCAAACAAAAAAAAAACAUUUUGCAUGUACAGGGAACUCU
This is a messenger RNA of Anoplophora glabripennis (Asian longhorned beetle), 2437 nucleotides long. RefSeq names its product tyrosine kinase receptor Cad96Ca (gene Cad96Ca). Lineage: Eukaryota; Metazoa; Arthropoda; Insecta; Coleoptera; Cerambycidae. The record is from RefSeq and is a predicted model, not a curated record. The annotation marks the transcript as partial. Gene Ontology annotation, molecular function: transmembrane receptor protein tyrosine kinase activity; ATP binding. Gene Ontology annotation, cellular component: signaling receptor complex. The transcript has 6 exons. Gene Ontology annotation, biological process: multicellular organism development; protein phosphorylation; cell surface receptor protein tyrosine kinase signaling pathway.